Messenger RNA from Lodderomyces elongisporus, 2172 nucleotides. RefSeq lists its product as uncharacterized. Bases 1 to 2172 code for a protein of 723 amino acids. Lineage: Eukaryota; Fungi; Ascomycota; Pichiomycetes; Serinales; Debaryomycetaceae. The record is from RefSeq and is a predicted model, not a curated record. The transcript is spliced from 2 exons.
AUGCAACACUUAGCCCGACCCAAUCUAAUCUUUGCCAAUAGCACACUGCCGUUGGAACAAUUAAAACGCUCUAAACAACCUAAACUCGAAGAGAAAAUUAAUCGAACAAUGUUGAAGCAUGGAAAGAAAAAGGUGGCGCGAGGUGAACAUUAUUUAACUGUUUCUCAAGAUACAUAUCCGCAUCCAUUUACAACCAUGGGUAAGGAAGAGGUUCUGAGUUUGACGUAUAAAGAAUUAUUAUACCUAAACACAUUUCAAUUUCAAUCAGUCGAAGAACGUAAAAAAGUAUGCAACAGUUUGGCCAGCUUUAUAGGUGACGAGCUUCUCGCUAAUACGAAACUAGCGAGUCGUAUAUACACAUCAGUACAAAAAGACGAUAUGAAACUUGAAAUUACAAGCCAGCUACUAGAUCGUUUUGCCAAAGAUAGCUUCUCGACUUCAAUUAUUCAAUUUAUGGCACAGUCUACUCACAGUGAUACAAGAGAAUUAUUUUGCAAAAAUAUUAAAGCUAUCGUGGAAGAGAAGAGUACAGUACUAUCCAACACCGAUGCAAAAUCAAGAUAUUUGAUGUCCUAUUUAUAUAAACUUGCACAGACCCAAGUCAUCAACGAAAAAACUAUCUAUAUUGGGAAUGAUUUGUUUUCGAAAAUUCUUCAGCUAGUUCCAUCGAGUCAAUAUGGUGAUUUGUAUUCAUAUAUGGUGCACAUUAAUGUGCGACCCCAGAACUCAGAACUCAUUGAUAAACUUCGUAAAAUCUUGCUUAAAGGCACGGAAAGAUCCAGAUUUAUAGCUAGGACCGGGUUUCUUCACCCCGUGUGGCAUGACUUGAAUAAAACCUCAUUUAGUGAAUUGCACUCUGCACGUGUGAUUGAACAUUUUGAUAUGAAGGAAUUCCUUCGAAACACGUUUAGUUUUGUCAACAGGAAAGAGCACACAUUGUCAAUUUGGUCAUUGAAAUGUAUGGAAGCCAAGUUUGAAAAAUUGUGUGCAGCCGAAACUUCCAAUCGUAUGAUGCGCCAACACCUUUCCUAUAUGCUUGUAACUGCUUUCCAUGUGGUAACUGAGCUUAAAGAUGUGAAAAGUGGGUUGCCGAUUUUGCAGUAUAUGACUACCAACAAUAUUGGGGUAACGUUUAGUCGAUACCAUACCAUUUUGAGAAAAUUAAGAAGAUCACUGUUAUACGACGAGUUUUCAACAGUAUUGAAUGGUAUGGAUCUAAAACUGCUCACUCGCGAGGAGAAACUAAUUGUUGCUGAGGAGAUUUUGAGGUUAAUCAAGCGCAGGUAUCCUACUUCGCCAAAAGUCUUACUUGGAUACGUUGGUGCAAUGUUUGGCAAAUGUGAAUCUGGAACAACAUUGGAUGUUUUGAAUGAAAUGGGGUUGCUUAGUUGGCCAUACGAAAAAACGCAUUAUUCGAAAAUUUCUUCGACUAAUGUGGUUGAAUUGGCCAAUGUGGAUGAAGCUUUAGGAGGGCUCGACUUGAAUUGUACAACAUUAGGUCAUUUAUACGAAGUUGUUUUUAGAUCAUUGAAGGAGCACACUGGAUACCAAUUGGAUGCAUCCAUCUUGAUGAAAUACUAUCUUUUAUUUGAAAAAUGUCUCACGAAUCACCCACAAAUAAAUUUUUCUGACCGCCCAAUCACCGUAUUUAUUGACCACCUUAUACGCGCACAAGACCCAUUAUCGGAACUGUAUAAAAUUUCUAAACUAAACUACAAUUGCGUGAAGCGGGUAUUUGAAUUUUAUUCCAACUUCAGCAUCAACCUCAAAUCAGAACAUAUUGACUGCCGAAAUUUUGAAAAAUUGAUCGAAACUGCCAUUUUUCAGUUUUCCGAUUUGUCAUUUGCAACAAAAGUGAUUCAAUACCUGUCGCUGAAGGGCAAAUUGAGCUUCAAACAAAUUUAUCCCUUUGUUAGUUACUAUUUCGAAAAUGGCAACAUGGAGGAGACAAAGAAAUGGUUUCAAAUACUAAAUGAUGGAGGAUAUAGUGCCACAUCUAGACACAUUAAGAGUUUGAUCCAUAUAAGCCAAUCAUUGGGCACAGAAAGUGUGUUUGGACAACAUUAUAAGUCUCUGCAUUUUUCCAAAAAGCGCGCCAAUCGAAGGCUUUUGGAAACAUUUGAGUUACAAUCCGUACCUGUAUCAUUUGCAGAGGAGCCGGAUAUAGAAUGA